AUGGAAAGAGAGGAGGCGCUUAGAACUGCGAUGGAGAAUGCUAAUAUCAACGACCCAAAUCGACCUGGCACCCCCCCUUCACAACACGGCCCCUCAAAUCCUGGCAGUCCCACCUCCCCUCAACCUGCCGGCUCCGGAGGACUUGCUCU
Acaulospora colombiana is the source of this 149-nucleotide messenger RNA. The record is from the annotation of a GenBank genome assembly. Lineage: Eukaryota; Fungi; Glomeromycota; Glomeromycetes; Diversisporales; Acaulosporaceae.